This is a messenger RNA of Setaria italica (foxtail millet), 1119 nucleotides long. RefSeq lists its product as uncharacterized. The record is from RefSeq and is a predicted model, not a curated record. NCBI's taxonomy places the organism in Eukaryota, Viridiplantae, Streptophyta, Magnoliopsida, Poales, Poaceae.
AUGACAAAUCCACAGCAGCCAAGCGCCUCUGGUCAGAGGAAGAUAAGUCCGUCCCAUCCCCCACGUUCUCCUCCUCCACCACCAUCAGAGGAUUUUGGUAUUCCCGAAUUUGGGGUGGAUGAAGAGAUCUCAAAAGGAUCAGCAUACAUCUUUCUGUAUGUUAUUUUGGAACUAAAAACAUGUACCUCUGAACCCAUGUUAGGCACUACAAAGAAUACUGCUAGAGCUAAUUGGAAUCACCAGAUGAAGCUUUUUCUUAUUGGGCUCUUAAGACAGUACGACUUACCUAGAUUUCGGACACAAAAUGCAUGUAGUAAGGAAGCUUGGACCACUAUGGUUGCUCAGGUCAAUUCAAAGUUUACUUUGUCAUUCACUGUUGCUCAAGUAAAACAAAAGGAGCAAGACCUGAAAAAGGAGUAUCGAGUUGUAAAAGAUUUGUCAGAUGAAAGUGGUUUUGGCUGGGAUUCUAAUAGAAAGAUGGUAACAGCACUAGAUAGUGUGUGGAAGUCUUUAGCGCAACGUCGAAACAAAGACGCCCUUUCGAGAUGGCGAGAUAAAUCAUUUCCAUACUAUGAUGACCUAUAUGCUCUAUAUGAUGGGCGUUAUGCUGAAGGAAGAAGUUGUCAUGGAAUGGAUCAUUAUGCGAAUAAGGCAAAGAAAUCUUCAGAAGUUCCAGCAUCACAUUCGCCACAAUUGCAUGUCACUGAGGGGCCGUUGCAGUCAACUUUGCCUACUCAAUCUGCUACAGGAGCUUAUGCAGCAGAGUUCUCAAAUAAAGAGUCAUCUGUCCCAGAACAAUUUCAAGAAACUCAAUGCCAGACUUCGUGCCCAUCUAGUUCAACUCCAGAGGCUAUUAGUGCUAAGCGAGAGAGGUACUUAAUGCUCAAAAAGGAAGAGAUUGAUCGAUUUGCAGCUAUCGAAGAGAAGAAAAUGGAGGAUCCCUACAGCAUCAAUAAGUGUGUUGUGGUGCUUGAGGGGUUGCUUAAUCUACAAAUGGAAGAGAUGAUAAAAGCAGCAGACAUAUUCAGAGAUAAUUCAGCGAACAGGGAAACUUUCCUCUCAUUUUCUCGUGAUGAAACACGGUUGGGAUGGUUGCGCAAACAGAUUGAGCUUACAUAG